Messenger RNA from Talaromyces proteolyticus, 4379 nucleotides. RefSeq lists its product as uncharacterized. Gene Ontology annotation, molecular function: histone binding. NCBI's taxonomy places the organism in Eukaryota, Fungi, Ascomycota, Eurotiomycetes, Eurotiales, Trichocomaceae. The transcript has a single exon. The record is from RefSeq and is a predicted model, not a curated record. Gene Ontology annotation, biological process: positive regulation of transcription by RNA polymerase II; DNA damage checkpoint signaling. Bases 231 to 4112 code for a protein of 1293 amino acids. Gene Ontology annotation, cellular component: nucleus.
AAUCUGCAUCCCUGCAACCACACUCUCUCGUCGCUGGACAGAAAUCGUGCGGGCACAGCUCAGUGUCUUCUGUCCACCACAUCCCGUCAUCUAACGCUGCUUCCUCGGCAUCCGUCCUCUCUGUCCAUGUUAUUUCGACCCCAACCCAUGAUGUGCACGAGGCUACCCAGCGCCAUACACGGUCAGAAGAGUUUAUAAUCAAUAAUAGUUCCGAAUUGGCUCUUGCCAAAAUGAGUUCCGGCGAUACUGGUCCCGGCGACACUCAGCCGAUAUCUCAGACUGUAUUCGAAGACAUCCUCUCGCGCAGCAAGUUACUCGCAACUUCUCCAGAGAGCAGCCAUAUCGACGUGGACCUGCGUGAUGCCAAUCAUGAACCCUUGCACAUGACUAUGCAAGAGGGCGAUCCAGGUCAUAUUGACCUCCUUUCAGGCUUUGGGGAAAGCAAUCCUGCAGCAAUCCAUCAUAGCUCGGGCAGCGAUGGCUUGAGCUCAAAGGACGGAGAAUCAUCGCCUGCCCAUGACCAAGCCAAUUUAUUCAGCGACUCACAACAACACUUUUUGACAACUCCAGUGACGGUGGGGAAAUUGCAAAAGAACGUUUCGGAUUUGGCAACAGCGACCCCGUCUCUACCUCGCAACCCGCUCGCUGCCGACUUGGGGUCGAGUGGAGGAAUAAUGGCACUCAGUCAGGUUUUCAAAGCUACGCAGGCUCCUUCCUCUCCGUUCGUUAAUGGCCUUCCAUCCGGCCCGCUUUCCGACCGUCCUUCUCCCAAUUUCCCUAUCCAAGCUCGCCCUAUGGAAACAUAUGCCUCCUCCCCUUUCCGCACGCCACGGUCAAAUCUGCAUCGCACCCAUACCGAUCCUUACAGUUACGUUUCAAUGGAUGAGUCACAAAAGAAGCGUGACAAGGUAAUUGAAAAUAGAAGGACCCGCUCCGUUGAGGACAUGGAUUUAGAAGAUCAGAGUGACGAGGAGUUCUAUAAGGAACCAAGCUUCGUUCGGCAGCAGCAACGACAGAAAAAGAUUGAUGAGGAAAUCAGUGCGCGUCUCUCAGGGAUUACUCGAAGUAGCCCUCGAAGACUUGUCAACCAGUCCCCUACCAAAUUAUCCAAAUUCACCACUUCGGAUCCAGUCUCGGAAAUUGGAGGCGAUGCUCAAGGCAUCAGCGAAGAGGAAACGGAGCAAGAGGAUAAUGUCGUGACAUCCACCAGCCAGAUACGGCAGCCUAUAUCUUCUUCGGAAGAGGACAAGGAGAACUUUGUGGGCCCUAUUGCUACAGCGCCUGUCACAACGUCUCUUGCUCACGACCGUCUAUCACAAGCUUUGGAUUUGUACAAAGAUCCCCUCAAACACGAUGUACCACUUCAGGAAGAAGAUACUCCCUUACAAGAGCACGAUUUCCCCCCUUUGGAACAAAUAAUCAAUGUGCGAGACUCUCAACCAUCCCCGAGUCAACAAGAGUUUAGAUAUCACAAAGAUGUACACGUGUCUUCCCAAAAUGAGGUCGAUAGGGUGCGUUCCUCUCCCGUGGAGUCUUCACCACCGAGAAAACGACAACGCCGUCAGCAUAGUCUAGGUCAAACUCCUGAUGUAUCUCCUGUCAAAAAAUCCGCUCAAAGGCGUUCACGCUCACCUUCGUCCAUUCCUUCAGGUGUCCGCUCUCCGCAACAUCAACCGCCGCCGACUGUGCCUCUUUCAUCAGCACAAAAUGCCAGUGCUGCAGAAAAAUCUUCCUCUAUGCCUUCGUUAGUUGCCAACACCCCAGUCAAUAAGAUGACCAAUAACGACACAGUCCCUGAAACUGUCCUCGAGUCAAGUCUGAAUGUGCCUCGACAGUUUCCUCCACAAACAAACCUAGUUAAUCCCAUCGUUACUAUAGAUGAACAAGAACAAGAAGACGACGAUCUGCCAACUCCUCAUCAUCAACGAAACUGGGACAAAAUUGCCCCUGGGCCUUCACCUGAUGGAACACCGAGAGCAUUGGGUAAUAUUUCGCGGGGCGAAAAGCUACUUACUAGCUCAAGUCCAAUGAAGGGGAGAAUCAAGAGCUUAUCUGAACUAUCAGCCGAACACUCUUCGCCUCAUGCACCUGACGAUGAAAUAGAUUUUAAUAUGUGGAGUACGGGAGAUAAAGAAUUCUCGGAGGUUGUUGAAGUGUUCAACCGUCGUACGCCAAUUAAAAAACGAGGAGUUAAUGAGGACAAAACACCUCGGCCGUCCACACCUUUGCGAACUCUGUCUCCUCACUCUGCGGUUCGAAAAAUAGACUUUGGUCAUGCGACGCAGCAGUCAGUUGACCGUCAAGAACCCGAAGAUUCAGAUAUUCCAGAACCAUCCUACACGCCUACUGUUCCCCGACGGCAACGAGGUCGACCAUCACGGCGUACCGAGAACAUAUGGGAAAUCGAAGAUUCGCCCCGGAAACUUAAUACUACGAGCUCUCAAUUGUCAAAUAGCCGGUUCAGAAGGAAGACUCCGGGGAUUCCUGCUACAGUGAAUGCUCCAGACAACGAGAGCUCUCAGAGCUCCUUACCAUCGGAAAAUUCAGCCCCAAUACAGACUGAACGUCAGACACGAGAGACAUCUAUCUCUACAAGUGUUGUGCAUCUCCCGGGAACAGACUUACCAUCUGAAGAUGUGGCACCCGAACAAACACCACAGCCGGAGGAACCCGUAAUAGCUCCAAAUCAAGUACUAGCUUCCUGGAAUGGUCCCAAGCGUGCUUAUUACCCUGCAACAUUCCUUGGUUCGUGUGGUCAACAACGCUGCAUCGUGAAAUUCCCAGACAGCGCUCCAGUAGAAGUCGCUCUUGGUUCUAUUAAGAAGCUACAACUGCGAAUUGGAGACUCCGUGAAGGUUGAAUGGCAGGGUGUUCCAAAAGUUACUCACAUAGUUCGAGGGUUUACCAACAAGUUUCAAGCUGAAGACCUCACAAAGGAGGACGCCUAUGGAGCUCUCCCGGUAACUGAUGUUCAUGGGUACUCGAAGAUCAGACUUUGCGCAAAGGAACGCAAAAGUCUUCCAGGUGGCGGUCAAGUGGAAUCUGAUCAGACCAUCGAAGUUCCCAUUUCCAGUAUCUACUUGGACAACAUCCUGUGGAAUCGGCUAAAAGGUCAUGCUUUUACCGUUGACCCGAAGAAAGACCCGGUUCCAACUAUCACACAGACCCCAACUGGUGGUGUAGCAAAGGCAGCGUCUUCGGGGUGUAAACCACCUGGGACGCACCUUAUUUUAAAGACAGGGCUCUUUACAGGGAUGGUAUUUGCUGUUUCUUUUGUUGGCCAGGAUGCAGCUAAACUGCGAGUCACCAAGUUAAUAUCAGAAAAUGGUGGCCGUAUUUUGCAAGAUGGAUUUGAAGAACUCUUUCAAUUUCCUCUUAGUGUGCCUGACGCCAUGCCCUCCAAGGCCUUGUCCCAAGCUUCAAAUACCGAGGCAUUACAGUUUCACCUUAAGCCCGAACAUGAGAAUAUUGGUUUUGCCUGUUUGGUAGCCGAUGGCCAUUCUCGUCGAGCUAAAUAUAUGCAAGCGUUAGCUCUGAACGUUCCCUGUCUUUCCGGUAGAUGGGUUGAAGACUGCGUUCGUAAGAAGCGGAUUUUGAGCUGGGAAUAUUACUUGCUUCCAGCCGGUGAAUCAAUGUACCUUCACGGUGCCAUCAAGUCAAGAACCCUUGAACCAACGCCUGCAGAACACUCACACUUUUCGGAAACUAUUGCCAAACGCCCAAAACUUCUUGACGGACAGUCUGUGCUGCUAGUCAUGGGACGUGGAAAAGCCGAAGAAAAACGCAAACCAUACAUUUUCCUUACAUAUGCUCUCGGCCCAGAACGUGUUGAGCGUGUUCUAGAUCUAAAAACCGCAAAGGCAACUCUUGACCAACAGGUUACUAGCCGAUGGGACUGGGUUUACGUUGAUGACCGCGAAGAAGCUGCUGCAAAGAAGAUGAUUACUGACUAUCAAAAUAUCUCCAACUUUAGCAAAAAGAGGAAACGGUCAUCCAUGUUCAUACAGUCUCCUCGCGACCAGACAGCGAGUUUAGACAAGACAGAACGAAUUCUGACCAAUGACUUUAUCUGUCAGAGCUUGAUAUUAGGGAAAGUAUAUGAGGAGACUUGAUCUGUUUGAUGUGUGGAAGAUCAAUGUUCGGUCAAUCUGUUAUAGCACAGAAGUUACCCUUUUUCAUUCGCUUCGCAACUAUAUUUCCUAUACUUGUUUUUUUUGCUUUGAAAAGAUACCCAUCUGUCAUACAUUGCUAUCAAUGUUGAGAGGUACAUGCUCAUCUCGUUGAAUGAAUGUCUGAAAUAAAUAGAGUCUGAUUCUAGAAUUUCAGAGUGUACAGUACUGUAAGGAUUUUCGAAUGUAGACAUGUGAGCAUAAUUUGAC